Messenger RNA from Laccaria bicolor S238N-H82, 543 nucleotides. RefSeq lists its product as uncharacterized. The transcript is spliced from 2 exons. NCBI's taxonomy places the organism in Eukaryota, Fungi, Basidiomycota, Agaricomycetes, Agaricales, Hydnangiaceae. The coding region runs from base 1 to 543 and encodes 180 amino acids. The record is from RefSeq and is a predicted model, not a curated record.
AUGCACCAAGGUGAUCACAAGUCUUGGACAAGCGCCAUGGGUAUGAUGACUGCUCUCAACUUGCUGGGAUUCAAAACUGGGCUUACAGUCUUCCAACUGGUAAACAGUCUAGUAUUUCUGGGGUUGGCAAAGAUGCCAGCAUCUGUAGAGGUCGCAGACUGGAUAUUUGAUCAUGGAACACUGGGGGCGUACAGAGGUCUUCAGCACUUGGGUUUCAUCUGCCCUGACCUUGGAUCUGUUCGGUCUGCAUACAUGAUCAUUUACAACCAUCUUCACCAAUUCCUUACAGAGGACGACAAGAAAAUUCUCGGAUUCAGUCCCAUUUUUGUUGAGCAUCUUCUCUGCAAAGUGGUAUGGUGGGAGUCGCGCCUUGUAGAGGGAAAAGUAUGUAGCCUGGAUAAAAUGGCCGCAUCAAUUGACCUACCAGAAGAACAUUGGAUCUCAGGAAAGAAUAAGACAGAUCAACUGGCUUUUCCUUUUCCCUUUUCAUCAGAUCCAGAGGAGUUGAAGAAGACCAUCACAACAAUUAUGAAAAUUCAGUAG